AUGGGAAAAUUCCAAGAAACCUGCCAUCUACCGGUCGUAGCCGGAAAAUGCCAAGCGUAUUUCCACAGGUUUUACUUUAACAGUUCAACUCAAUCGUGUAAAGAGUUUAUUUAUGGAGGUUGUGGAGGAAACAGCAAUAAUUUUAAAACUAAAACCGAAUGCGAAAUGACUUGUAAAUCAGUAUGCCAGCGGCCAUUGAUUGCAGGUGAUUGUGACCAGGAAAUACCAAGUUAUGGCUGGAACAUGGAAAGUGGCAACUGUGAAUAUUUUAUUUAUUCUGGAUGUGGUGGAAAUGGAAAUAAAUUCCAGUCACAAAGGGAUUGCUUGGAGAUGUGUGGACCCCCGAGAGCAUGUCAACAGGACCCGAGUGAAGGAACUUGUGGUGAAAAUCUGCCAAGGUUUUUCUACAACCAAACAGCCAAAGCGUGUGAAGAGUUUCAGUACAGUGGUUGUGAGGCAAAUGACAAUAAUUUCAGGACACUCUGGGAUUGCGAAGAGAGAUGUUUAGCUGCACAUUCAAUUUGUCAUUUGGAACCGGAAAAGGGAAUAUGUGAUGGAAAGGUACCAAGAUUUUAUUACGAUCCCAGUAAAAAGAAGUGUUUGAAGUUUUUCUACGGCGGUUGUGAAGGAAAUGAAAAUAAUUUUAAAGAACUGCAGGAUUGUGAGGAAGAGUGCGGCGGUAAAUAAAACGCUGUGAAUUAGAACUGGGUGGUUCAUGAACAUGAUUAAUGUUUUUAAUAAACAGUGAACAUGUUUAAUGUUUUCAUACACCCACAAUUACAUGUGGACGUUAAGUUAUCGUCGCCCCUGUCCGUCCGGCGUCCGUACGUCCACAAUUUGUUUGUGGACUCUCUACAGGUCACAAUUCUUAUCCGAUUUUGACGAAACUUGAAAUAUAGGUUUAUAUCCAAACGAUAUUAUCAUGUAUCGGAUCGAAACUUGAUGGAUUGUGGCCCCUGAUUCUACGAAAAAUCACUUUUUUAGCUUGUGGACACUCUAGAGGUCACAAUUUUCAUCUGAUUUUUGAUGAAACUUGAAAUGCUUGUUUAUAACCCAAGGAACUUAGUUCCUUUCAAUAUUUGUGAAUAUCGGAUUGUAACUUCCUGAAUUAUGGCUCCUGAUUGUACGAAAAAUUACUUUUUAGCUUGUGGUCCCUCUAGAGGUCAAAAUUACUAUCAGAUUUAAUAACCGUUCGAAUAUCUCCGUUAUGACGGUUGAGUUCGAAUUUCGUGAAAAUCGUACCAAAACUGCUGGAUAAAAUGUCCGCCCCCCGUACGCAAAUAAUGUAAAAUAUGGUAUAUCAAGGUUGUGGACCUUCUAGAGGACACAAUUUUUAUCCAAUUUUGAUGAAAUUUGAAAUACAUGUUUAUAACCCAAAGAUCUUGAUUUCUUUCGAUAUUCACGCAUAUCAGAACGUAAUUCAAUUUUUAAAAAUACCACCGUUACACAUCAAUGAGUUCGAAUUUCGUAAACAUCUUACCCAAACUGCAGGACAAAAUAGCCACUCCUUGUACGCAAAUAGUGUUAAAGUAUGUAACAUCAAGGCUCUGGACACUCUAGAAGUCACAAUUUUAUCUGAUUUUGAUGAAACUUGAAAUGUGUGAUUAUAAUCCAAAGAUCUUGGUUCCUUUCGAUAUUUGCGCAUAUCGGACCGUAGAUUCCUGGCCCCUGAUUGUACGAAAAAUCACGUAUUUAGCUUUUUAUCUGAUUUUAAAAAGCGUUUAAAUAUAUCACCGUUACACCCUUAUAACGGUUGGGUUCGAAUUUUGUGAAAAUCGAACCGAAACUGCCUGACAAAAUGGCCGCUUUUUGUACACAAAUAGUGUAAAAGUAUGUCCAUUUCGAUAUUCGCGCAUUUCAGACCAUAACUUCCUGGAUUAUGGCCCCCGAUUGUAAGAAAAAUCGCUUUCUUUUAUCUUGUUUUCUAUCCAUUUCUUGAAAAAUGUGGGCGUAUCUUGCCUGGCAACUACUGGUUAAUAAACAAUCUGCAUGAUACUUUUA
Messenger RNA from Patella vulgata (common limpet), 2001 nucleotides. Its product is annotated as actinia tenebrosa protease inhibitors. The record is from RefSeq and is a predicted model, not a curated record. Gene Ontology annotation, molecular function: serine-type endopeptidase inhibitor activity. NCBI's taxonomy places the organism in Eukaryota, Metazoa, Mollusca, Gastropoda, Patellidae. The transcript has 5 exons. The coding region runs from base 1 to 687 and encodes 228 amino acids.